UCGGCAGCACAAAGAAAUGUUUCUGCUUCAUAAAAAGGGGGCACAAUCAGUGAAAGAAACUCCACGUUGUCUUUUAUACAUCCACGGCCGUCAUUUUGUCCUCUUCAGCAUGAUUUUGCACGUCUUCAUUCAGUUGUGCGGUCAUAUUUGGUGUGCGCGUCCUUCGUUGAGUGGUAAAAGUACAGUAAGAUCGAAUCAAAGGUGUCAAGUAUAUGCGGUGGGGGCGUGUUCAACGUCUGCCACCGUAUUCAAUGACGGUGGGCGGGGCUUAGGCAGCGUAAUGCAUGAUUGGCUGGAGUGGAUGUGGGCGUGGUCAGGUCAACAGGAAGAAUAUAAGAGUUUAUGAGAGCAACUUGGAGGGAUUUCUGUUCGAGAAACUUGUGAGUGCGAAGCAUGAAGACGAAGCAGGAAACAGAGGAGGCCAGCCAUGAUAAAAAGCUGAUGAAAUCCCAAGUGGAGAAGCGUCGACGUGAGAGGAUGAAUCACAGUUUGGAUCGUUUGAGGGUCAUGUUGAUGCACGAACCCCAGCAGCGGGGCGCGUGCGAGCGUCGCGUGGAGAAGACGGAGAUCCUGGAGACCACGGUGUUGUUCCUGCACAACACCAGCAAAGCAAAGGCGGCGAGCGGGCCUUCCUUCCAAGACGGCUUCUCCGCCUGCCUGCGGAGCGCCGCGCGCUUCCUGGGCCCUGAGGUCAAAGGUCUUUGGCUGGUGACCGCCGUGGACGCCGCCUUCGCCGCCCGCCCCCUGCAGGAGCCCCCUCUGUGCACCUCGUCCUCCAUCCUGCACCUGCUCCGGCAGAGGUCCAAGUCGGCGCCCAGGAGGCCUCUGAUGCCGCCGCCCGGGACCUCCUCGCCGAGCACCUGCACGGAGAGCCCGCCCGUUAGCCCCGCCCUCAGCCCCUCCCUGUGGAGGCCGUGGCCUUGACGCCCCCACUCUUUUGUGAACUUUGACCUCCGCAUCAGCUGACAUUGCACCUGUAAAUAAUGUAAAGAUACUUGUACCUAGAUGAUGUCACAAGCUCCGCCCCCUGGCGCUGACGAGACGCGACCUCGGGGUCACGGGUGCGGAGCUUCCAGACCAGAGUGCAUCUUCACGCAUAAACAAUCUCUGUGACCACUAGGCCCACACAUUUAUAUAUGACUUGUAUAUUUUGCACAUUAAUUUAUUAUUUAAUUGUCACAACACCAAAUAAACACAUUCCAUG
Nerophis lumbriciformis (worm pipefish) is the source of this 1204-nucleotide messenger RNA. RefSeq names its product hairy and enhancer of split related-7 (gene her7). The record is from RefSeq and is a predicted model, not a curated record. Gene Ontology annotation, molecular function: protein dimerization activity. NCBI's taxonomy places the organism in Eukaryota, Metazoa, Chordata, Actinopteri, Syngnathiformes, Syngnathidae.